This is a messenger RNA of Centropristis striata (black sea bass), 2464 nucleotides long. It is a transcript of the gene lcp2a, whose product is annotated as lymphocyte cytosolic protein 2a. The coding region runs from base 375 to 2024 and encodes 549 amino acids. The transcript is spliced from 21 exons. The record is from RefSeq and is a predicted model, not a curated record. Lineage: Eukaryota; Metazoa; Chordata; Actinopteri; Perciformes; Serranidae. Gene Ontology annotation, biological process: intracellular signal transduction; cell surface receptor protein tyrosine kinase signaling pathway.
AUUUUGGUUCCCCAGUGACAUGUCUGCCUACACUUUGCUCUCUUCUCUUAAGUGUCUUCUCUUGGAAAGACUCGGAGAGAUAGAAAGUGGUGAGUUGAUUUUGAGGAAGUAAAACUUUUUGGUGGCAGUUACUUUUUUAUUUCUUCAAGACAAGUUUAGUUUUGCAUUUCGUAGGAAGGAGUGGUGACGAGUCAGGCCUGUCUGCCUGUCCGUCGUGUGAACGUCCAACUGAAGACAACCUCAAUAGGAACAGCAGGACUGGGCAAAUACAGACUUAUCUCCAGGUGAUCCACUCAGAUGGUGGUCACCUUUCGUUAGAAUCUUUGGCUUGACAUCAGCUUGACGGAGUCUUUGAAAGUCUUAGAAAACACAGGAUGAGCUGUGAUCGAGUGCCAUCCAGGGCAGAGGUGAUGGGGUGGAGCCCACAGCAGCUGGCAGACCACUUGAAGAGGAUGAAUCUGUCUGGCUGCGAUAAGGUGGUGUUGAAGCACUCCAUCAGCGGCUCCAGAUUUGUAAAUCUGAGUGAGAACGACCUCCAGAAAUUCCCCAAACUUCACGCUCCGAUGAUCUCAAAGAUCAGCAUUGAAAUCAGCAAGAAAGAGGAGAGGAGAGGCCUGUUUGGUAUUAGAUCAACGCCCAAAUAUCAUGAACCAGAAACACCUGUGGAAGUUCAGGGCUGGGGUGAAGACGAGUUUGAUGAUGAAGAGUUUGACGAUGACUAUGAGAGUCCAUACAGUGGCGAUGAGGGCAGCGUGGGAGACUACGAGUCCCCAAAUGAUGACCUGGACACGGCCAACGAUUACGAGCCACCUCCCUCUGAACCUUCAGAGGACCUGGCUCACAAGCUGUUCCCCACCAUGCCCAUAGGAGAAAGUCAAUACAUCGAUAACCAUGUGUCCUCAAGAGGCCCACCCCCUGCUUUGUGUCCUCGUCCCCCAGUCUCCACCCUCUCUGCACCAUCUCCUCGGGUGCCGGAGUCUGGCUCCUCUCGAAGAGACCACUCUCCACAUAGUGUGGGAAGAAAAUUUCCUCCAGGGCCUCCGCAGAUCUUUCGCGGGAACAAACCGGGCCGAGAUUCAGGAUCCAACUCGUCCCCUGUCAGAGGACCUCACACAGCAGAUAGGCCGAGGACUCCUUCUUGGAGUUUAAAUGACAUUAAACAUAGUCAGCAGUUCAACUGUUGUAAGCAAACGGAAGCAGGUCUAUGUGCUCGCCCUCAGAGGAAGUUAGCUGAACUGUGGUCUUAUAUUAAGAUCCUUAACUAUUCUCCAAUCUUUAAUGUGUUCAGGCCUCAACAGGACACCCCCAGUCCUCCCACCAUGACCAAACCACCUGUUCUUCCUCCAUCCUCCACCUCAGUCAGCAGGAGCAACUCCUCAGCCAGGCCUGCUGCAACCAGGUUCGAUACGAAGAGAGAGGUGCAUGAAGAAGCUCUUAAACACAACACCUUCCCCCUUCACAAUAAAAGUCUGCCCCCACGCCCUGGACUUCCCGGGCUCCCCUCACGCCCAGGAGACAGUCUGCCUCCCAAUGUUCCUUCUGUAGGCUCUCUGCCUCACAAACUGCAUUCUGCGAUGGCUGAACAAAGAGGCAGCAUUGGGGGACCAGACAGACAGUCAUUUCGUCCUUCUCCUCCCACAACAGGACACACACAGGGGCUGGACCCUCACUGGUAUGUAGGUAAAGUGGGCAGAGGUCAGGCAGAAGGAUGUUUGAAACGAGUCAACAAGGACGGGGCGUACCUGGUGAGGGACAGCACCCGACAGCUCGCCAAUCAGCCCUUCACCCUGAUGGUGUUAUACCAGGACAAAGUCUACAACAUCCAGAUCAGACAGCAGAACCAGAGGUUCCUGCUCGGAACCGGACUCAAAGUCCAGGAGAACUUCCCAUCAGUAAACGACAUCAUCGGCCAUUACUCCCAGUCUCCUCUGCUCCUCAUUGAUGCCAAAAACCGCGGCUCUUCCCAGCAGAACCAAUGUCUGCUCUCUGACCCAGCUGGAUACCACAUGACCGGACAGAUGUAGUCCUGACCGCAUCACAAAACUGAACCAGAAGCAAAUCCAACAGGUGGAAUUAGGAUGAAUGUCCACCUCAAAUGCCAUUAGCAAAUAUCUUUCUGUGAGUAAAAAAUGCUGUCUUUUUGCACAUAUAGCUUAAUUUGCUUAUUUUUGACCAUAUACAAACUACAGCUUCUUGUCAGGGCUCUGUUCAUGAGUUUGACGGAUUUAACACAAUAAACCCUUCAGGUUAAAAGCUCUAAAUCAUCUCCAAGUGUAGGUUUUAAAUUGUAUUGUCUGUAUGAUGCUACUUCCAGAUCAAGAAAUUGGAUAAUGCUGUAUUUCUAUAGCAUUUAGUGGAAGUGUAUCUCAUUUUCAAACUAUGCGUGUUGAUGGCAAAAACUGUCUUGAUUCUCUCUUCAGCUGAACUCAAUAAAUCCCACAUUUCAUGAAUGUAUUUAAAGCUA